Molecule: messenger RNA, 686 nt
Organism: Phytophthora sojae
Lineage: Eukaryota; Oomycota; Peronosporomycetes; Peronosporales; Peronosporaceae
Exons: 1
Biological process (GO): nucleoside triphosphate biosynthetic process
Cellular component (GO): cytoplasm
Molecular function (GO): ATP binding; AMP kinase activity; nucleoside diphosphate kinase activity
Source: RefSeq, a predicted model, not a curated record
GCAGCGCCAUGCGUCGAACUCACUUCACUCCUGUCACGCCCACGCGCCAAUUCAGCGCCGCAACGUUCCCCUCACUGCCCCAACUCGAGUCAACCAACCUCCCAUCAAGCAAGAUCUCGCCUCCGCGACUCGUAAUUCUGGGUCCGCCGGCUGGAGGCAAGGGAACUCAAUGCGAACUUCUUGUCCAAUUGCUCGGAGUCGUGCACCUGUCGACGGGUAACAUCCUCCGCCAAGCCAUUCACGACCAGACGCCGCUAGGUCUCAAGGCUCAGCAGUUCAUGGACCACGGCGAGCUCGUGCCCGACGACAUCAUCGUCGACGUUGUCCUCGCACGUCUCGCUGAGUCGGACUGCGCGACUAGGGGCUGGCUGCUGGACGGCUUCCCUCGCACUGCCAGACAAGCGGAAGCGCUGCUGACUGCUCAAGGUGGGAUGGCAGCCCCUGACUGUGUCCUGGAGCUGGAAGUCCCCGACAAGGAGGUGAUCCGACGCAUCGCCGGUCGACGAGUGGACCCCGUGACGGGGAAAACUUACCACGUCGAGUUCAGCCCGCCGCCGGCCGAUGUGGCCGCCCGCGUGGUGCAGCGCAGCGAUGACACGGAGGAGAAGAUCCAGACGCGGUUGAUGCAGUUCCACGCGCACGCGGACGCCGUCCGCACCGUGUUUGAGAACUACCGAGGCGAAUUC